AAAGAGGGAAGAUUUUUGGGUUCUUUGACUUGUUCUUGACGAUAAUAUAAAAAAAAUAAAGAAGGAAUUUUUUUCUGUUGCUUUCUCACUGUUUUUUUUUUCUUGUUCUCGAUCCGUUAAAAGGUUUUUCUUCUUCACUGGAUCUGUAGAUACGAUCCUAACCGAAUUUCAAGCCCUGAAUUUCUGCUAGGAUUAUUUCAAAGAGAUGGGAGACGUUAAGCCUUUAGUUUCAACUUCCAACAGCAUGGAUGGCGAUGCUUUUGAAGCUAGAUUCACUGAUUUGUGCAAGAAAGGGCUAUCUUUGGAUGAGAAAACUUGCUCAGGAGCUAUGAAGCUAUUUAAAGAAACCAAACAUCUUGUUUCAUCUAAUGUUUCAGCAGCUGAGAGGACGGUUGAAGAAGCAGAGCGGUUUUGGUUUUCAUUUGUCUUGUAUUCGCUGAACCGCCUAAGUGAAAAAGGUGGAGACAGUGCACAACAAAAAUCUGAUGAAAAUAGGUUUACAUUAUGCCAGAUAUUGAGAGCUACAAGGCUAAAUAUUGUGUAUUUCUUUGAAGAGUUGCCUCAAUUUGUAGUAAAAGCUGGUCUUGUAUUGACUAACAUGUAUGGUGAAGAUUGGGAGACUAGACUUGAGGCAAAGGAGAUGCAGGCCAAUUUUGAGCACUUGACCCUUAUAAGCAAGUCAUACAAGCGUGCAUUUCGGGAACUCUUCUUGUCAAGUGAUGCAAAUAUUGGAAAACAGGAAAGUGCUACUGGUGCUCCUGAUUAUUUGUCAAAGUACCAUCGUUUUGGGUGGUUACUGUUUUUGGCACUCCGUGUACAUGCAUUCAGCCAUUUUGCAGACCUAGUGACUUGCGCAAUUGGUUUUGUUUCUGUACUGGCUAUUCUGAUUUUACAUGUUCCUAUUUGCUACAGAAACUUCAAGAUCAAUGACUCUCCACACUUUGUUAAGAAAGGUGAAAAAGGUGUCGACUUGCUUGCAUCACUUUGCAACAUGUAUGAUGCUUCAGAAGCUGAUUUGAGGAGAACACUGAAGAUGACCAAUAAGUUAAUGGAAGAUAUAUUGAAAAAAAGGCCAUGUCCAGCAUCCGAGUGCAAAACUGAAACACUGGAACAUAUUGAUACAGAUGGCUUGGUCUAUUUUGACGGUUUACUGGAGGAACAAUCUUUUUUAUCCAAUUUGAGUAUUUUAGAAAAUGAUUAUGAUGAUGCAACUCGUAAUAGAGGUGAUCUGGACGAGAGGCUGUUCAUAAACGAAGAAGAUAGUUUACUUGGUUUUGGGAGCUUGUCUGGAGAGGAUGUGAAUAUUUCUGGCAUUAAGAGGAAGUUUGAUUCAAUACCUUCACCGUCAAAGACAAUCUCAAGCCCACUGUCUCCUCAUUGUCAUCGUGCAUCUCAUGUAAAUGGUGUCCUUGGGCCACUUAACGGAAAGGUAGCCUCUACACCUGUCAGCACUGCAAUGACAACUGCAAAGUGGCUUCGUUCUUUUAUUUGUCCGCUUCCUUCAAGACCUUCAGCAGAGUUACAGCAUUUUUUAUCAUCCUGUGAUAAAGAUGUUACCAAUGAUGUGAUACGUAGGGCUCAUAUAAUAUUGGAGGCCAUAUUUCCCUGUAGUCAUGAUUGUAGUCUAACUGGAAGCCUUCGAAGUGCAAACCUAAUGGAUAAUACAUGGAUGGAACAACGAAGACUGGAAGCACUUAAGUUAUACUAUAGGGUUCUGGAAGCUAUGUGUACAGCAGAGGCUCAAAUAUUACGUGCACCAAACUUGACCUCUUUGUUAACUAAUGAGAGAUUUCACAGAUGUAUGCUUGCUUGUUCUGCUGAACUAGUGUUAGCAACACAUAAGACUGCUACAAUGCUGUUUCCUACAGUUCUAGGCAGAACUGGUAUUACGGCCUUUGAUCUAAGCAAGGUGAUAGAAAGUUUCAUUAGACAUGAAAAGUCUUUGCCAAGAGAACUGAAGCGGCAUCUAAACUCUCUGGAGGAGAGGCUUUUGGAAAGCAUGGUGUGGGAUAAAGGCUCCUCAUUGUACAAUACCUUGAUAGUUGCAAGGCCUGCACUCUCUUCUGAAAUAAAUCGUCUUGGCUUAUUGGCAGAACCAAUGCCAUCUUUGGAUGCAAUUGCAAUGCAUAUAAACUUUUCUGAAGGUAUUCCAACAGUGCCUUCUUUGCAGAAGCAUGAAACAUCACCAAGUAAUUUUGGUAGCUUGAUCUUAGGUCAAAAUGGGGAUGUCAGGUCUCCGAAGAGACUAUGCACUGACUACAGGAGUGUAUUGGUUGAACGGAAUUCUUUUACAUCACCAGUGAAGGACCGUCUAUUAGCUUUCAGCAACCUUCGGAAGGCUCCUUUGCAAUCUGUGUUUGCCAGUCCAACACGCCCUAACCCUGUUGGUGGAGGAGAAACAUGUGCCGAAACAGGAAUUAAUAUAUUCUUUAGUAAGAUUAAUAAAUUGGCUGCUGUCAGGAUUAAUGGUAUGGUUGAGAGGCUACAACUGUCUCAAGAGAUUAGGGAGAGUGUAUAUUUUCUUUUUCAACAAAUACUUAGCCAGCGGACUUCUCUGUUUUUUAACCAUCAUAUUGACCAGAUCAUCCUUUGUUGUCUCUAUGUAGUUGCAAAGCUUUCUCAGUUGGAACUACCUUUUAAAGAAAUUACUAGCAACUAUAGGAAGCAACUGCAAGGUAGACCCGAAGUUUACUGCAGUGUAUUUGUUGACAGAUCAUCAACACAACAGAACGGGAGAACCAGGCAGGAUCAUGUUGGUAUUGUCGCAUUUUACAAUACAAAAUUCAUUCCUGCCAUAAAACAUUUGCUUGAAGAACUUGAUCUUUCCAGAACGACUACAAGAACAACCCAGGUUCCUGAAUCCAACAAUAGUAAUGAUGGUCCAUGCCCUGGAUCACCUAAAGUUGCCUCUUUUCCGAGUCUCCCUGAUAUGUCCCCAAUGAAAGUAUCUGCAAAGCACAAUGUAUACGUGUCCCCAUUGCGAGCAUCCAAGAUGGAUGCUCUAAUCUCGCAUAGCGCGAGAAGCUACUAUGCUUGUGUCGGAGAGAGUACCCAUGCCUUUCAGAGUCCUUCGAAAGACCUAACCGCCAUCAACAAUCAGUUGAACAGUACUCGGAAUAUCAGAAUUAAGCUCAAGUUCGAUGAUCUUGAGGGUGGCUUGGUUAGUGAUUCCAUGGUUGCAAAUAGCCUUUACCUUCAAAGCGGGAGCCACACAUUGGCAUCCUCACCAGGUGCAGCUUUAAAAUCUGAGCAACCGGAAUCUUAGUGCAGCAUAGGACAUGCAUUCCUUGUAAAUUCUGCCUUUAUUUCCCUAUUCUUGUUAUAUACUGCAGCAGGUUUAAGUUUUUAAGAAGGGGUAUUGUAGAAUAGCCGCCACCGCCCCUACGAGCUUAAGGAUGUUAGAUUCAGUACUCGGAAGUUUGGGCUAACAAAUUGGUAUAAAAUGUGCCUCUUUUGACUGUAGCAAAUAGUAGCAAUGUUGGUAUGAUGACGCGUGGGAUCAUGUUUUGUAUUUUAAUCAUUUUCAUAUAUUUGGAAGGCGAUCAUAUCUGAAAAAUAAAUCAUAUGGUAUUGAUUUCAUUUUUAA
This is a messenger RNA of Gossypium raimondii (Peruvian cotton), 3586 nucleotides long. RefSeq names its product retinoblastoma-related protein. Gene Ontology annotation, molecular function: RNA polymerase II transcription regulatory region sequence-specific DNA binding. Gene Ontology annotation, cellular component: nucleus; transcription regulator complex; chromatin. Gene Ontology annotation, biological process: negative regulation of G1/S transition of mitotic cell cycle; cell differentiation; regulation of transcription by RNA polymerase II. The transcript has 19 exons. Lineage: Eukaryota; Viridiplantae; Streptophyta; Magnoliopsida; Malvales; Malvaceae. The coding region runs from base 206 to 3265 and encodes 1019 amino acids. The record is from RefSeq and is a predicted model, not a curated record.